AUAACAACUGUAUUGACUGCGUGUCAAUUCCUGGUCAAAUCAGCCGCCACCGAAACUGCAAUUCUUUCGCUCGCGGCCACUCUGCAACGUUGUACAUUGACACAAUCGUGAGUAGUCACUAGUAGCCAUGCCAAAGCGUAAGGCCGACGCGGCUCUUAAGAAGAAGGGAGCGGAGCAGACGGAGGACGAAGCCAAGAAGCAAAUUGCUGGCGGAGGCGAUGAGGACGAUAGCGAUGACGACGAUGACUACGAGGGGGAGGGCGGCAGCGAUGAGGGCGACGAGGGCGAGUCAGGCGACUCUGACGACGACGAAGAUGGUUCGGACGAGGACGAGCAGUCCAGCGGCGACAGCGAGGACUCGUUCCCGUCCGCCUCGUCUGACGAGGCAGAGUCGGAGGACGACGAGGACGGCGAGGCGUACAAGGAGAUUGACUGCGCCUUUGAGUUCUUCGACCCGCAGGAGCGCGACUACCACGGCCUGCGCGCGCUGCUGGGCACUUACCUGGACGGCCAGCAGUACGACCUGUCCGGGCUGUGUGAUGCCGUGAUCCGGCAGACGGCGGUGGGCACGGUGGUGAAGAGCACGGAGGAGGACGACCCCUUCGCGGUGCUGACGGCUUUCAACACGCGCUCCGGCCGCCACGUGGGCGACACCUGGCUGGCCGAGCUCAAGGCCUACCUGGCCGGCAGCUGCCCGCAGCCCGACCUCAAGGACAAGCUGGAAAAGGCCUGGUCCGGCCCCGGCACGGGUCUGCUGGUGAGCGAGCGGCUGAUCAACUGCCCGCCGCAGCUGGCGCCGCCGCUGCUGCACUUCCUCAUGGAGGAGAUUGAGGGCGCCGCCACCGACGCCGACUACCCGGAGCAGGAGCGGGCCGAGUUCGCCUUCGCCCGCUACCUGCACUUCACCCGCGUGUACUGCGACCCACAGGAGGAGGAGGAGGAGGAGGAGGAGGAGGAGGAGGCCGGUGCGGGCCCCAGCGGCUCCAUGGGCCCGCCGCCGCCAAAGAAGCCCAAGACCGCAGCCGGUGGCGGCGCGGCGGCAGGCGGCAAGGGCAAGGCCGGCCCGGCCCAGCCGGUCAUUGUGUACGUGCGGCCGGAGGACGAGUACCUGCACCAGGUGUGCAGCUGGAGCUACACCUUCCCCGUCACCUCGCGCCCCGUGGCCAAGGGCGACCUGCGGCCGCUGCGCUGCGUCAUGUGCGUGGAGGCGGGCCGCGUGGCGGAGGCACGUGCCAUGAUGGACCUGGUGGUGGGCAACCCCAUGACAGACCCGGGGGCCGCGGCGGCAGCAGGCGGCAAGCAGGGGCAGGGGCAGCAGGGGGCGGCGGCGGGCAAGCAGGGCCAGCAGGGGAAGAAGCAGGAGGCGGGGGCGGCGGGCGGGAGGCAGGGGGACAAGGGCGCGGCGGCAGGAGGCAAGGGCGCGGCUGCCGGCGUCGGCAAGGCGGCGGCAGGGCAAGGCGCGGCCGGGGGGAAGGGCAAGGGCAAGGGUGCGGGCGGCAAGGCGGGAGGCAGCGGCCGGUGAUAAUGCGGAGUUUCGUGAUGGGUGCAGUUGAGCGGCGACUUUGGUCGGCCUGCGGGUGACCCGUCACGGUGACCCGUGUGUAUGGCCAGCUUGCGCCUGCCACUGACGGACUGCCGGAGGAGGCGGGCGCUCGAGGCGCAGUGUUGCGUGGGCGGGCGCCAGGUGCCAUGGCUUCGUCGUGAUUGCUUCAACUGUAAGCUUUAAAGUUU
Messenger RNA from Chlamydomonas reinhardtii, 1731 nucleotides. RefSeq lists its product as uncharacterized. Gene Ontology annotation, cellular component: nucleus. NCBI's taxonomy places the organism in Eukaryota, Viridiplantae, Chlorophyta, Chlorophyceae, Chlamydomonadales, Chlamydomonadaceae. The transcript is spliced from 6 exons. The record is from RefSeq and is a predicted model, not a curated record. The coding region runs from base 128 to 1522 and encodes 464 amino acids.